AUGGCUAAGAAGGAGUUCCAUAAGGUCUACAAUGCGCAGAGCAGACUCGGUCGUAUGCCCACGCAGACGCAGAUCCUGAUGGGAACGAUGGGGCUGGCAGCGCUGCUGCUGCUACUGGAGCUGUCCAUGCUGCGACGAAGCGGUGUCAUGCCCACUGACUACCUCCACACUGAAAUCGAGGAGGGCGAGAGCUUCUAUCCGGAAGAGAUCAUGGAUUCCAAGUGGGCGGACGAAGCGGACGAGGCCGAUCUAGUGCACCUCAGUCUGCUACACGAAGCCUGUCUCACUAACAAAGACAGCGUCGUGCCCUGGACCUAUGGAUUAAAUGGCAAGGUAGCCAAGCCUAGCGUGCUAAUCGACAAGGACGACCCGGAUCUGCUCGAAAAGAUACGUCAGUGCCCCGACGUGGACAUUUUCCUCCCACUGGGCAUCCGAGGCCAUGGUUACUGCGAGGACUCGAUCGCCUAUACUAAAUUUUUAGAGUCACGAAUGUUGCCAGCGUGGGCGAUCGAGAUGAAAUACGCGGACAAGACGACGGGCGAGACAUACUCGUACCACGACUUGUGUCCGAAGACGCCAAUGAUUUUCCUGAACCACUACUGGGACGGCAUUCCCGAGUCACCCGACUGGCCGAAGACCAAACCACUGUAUCUUAUGCCGAAUAUUGAAAUGUAUGAGCUCACAGCGGCGCACUAUUGGGGAGUAGAUGUAGUUCUCUGCAAGACUGCUAUCUGUGCGCGUCGUGUGCGGAUGUGGUACCAGCAAGAGGGUAACCCGCGUAACACGAAGGUGUUGUAUACAAGACAUACAUCGUCAGACGUCGCAACAUUGGCCAGAAAUCGUCUUGGAGAGGCCUCAAUCAAGCCGAAAAACUGGUCAGACGUCCAGUUUAUCCAUGCAGUCGGUACAAGUGUGCAAAAGGGAACAAGACCUGUGUUGAACUGCUGGUUGGGACGUCCAGAUUUCCCGCCAUUGCAUGUAUACAUGCAUGAGGAUGUAUACAAUGGCAACUUGAAAGACCACUACGAAAAGAGGAUUCAAGGCUCUCAAGUGAACAUCCAUGUCGGUCGCGCCAAUGCCGACGAAUUCGGCAAGAUGAUUGCUGAGUCUGCCUUCUUCAUGUGCACGAGUCUUCAGGAAGGCUACGGCCACUAUAUCAACCAGGCACGUGCCAGUGGCGCGGUUAUAAUAUCGACCGACUUGCCGCCAAUGAACGAGUUUUUAACUUCCGAGUCUGGUGUGCUUAUUCCAGUCAAGCGUUGGACACAUCUAGAGCAAAUGCUUGGUGGGAAAUACGAGGGAGAGCACGGUUUAAAGGGCGUUGAAGGGUUUACAGCCGAUCUAUAUGGCGUUGGGGUAUGCAAAGCUGUUGAAAGGGUGCUGACGAUGACUCCUGCUGAGCGCGAGACAAUGGCAGCGCGAGCUAAAGCGCAAUACUUUAUUGACUUAAACUUCUUCGCUUCUAAGAUGAAGGAGCUGCGAGAAAUCGCGCGCGGUGGUGAAACCCCCUUACUUCGUACAAACGAGGAAGACACGGUGUAGAUGGACCGCGUAUUAUAAAUUGUGGUGGAGAAGAGAAGGUCGAACGUAAACAUCCCGCAGACGCUACAUGCAUGGCGGAGAAAAUUAGAGGGUGGUGCUACUGCCAGAAAUUAUGUUCUUACAAUGAGCGAAGUACAUCUACAGGGCUCGCUAAUUAACACAUGCACUUUGUCCUUAUAUACUG
Molecule: messenger RNA, 1726 nt
Organism: Phytophthora infestans T30-4
Lineage: Eukaryota; Oomycota; Peronosporomycetes; Peronosporales; Peronosporaceae
Exons: 2
Coding region: 1-1542 (513 amino acids)
Source: RefSeq, a predicted model, not a curated record